AUGGGAUAGGUCUUAGCAUCAGAUUAUGUUGAAUUGUACGCAAUUCAAGAGAAUCCGAAUAAUCAAUCAAAGCAUUCAGUUCAUGACAAGUCUAAAAUAGAUCAUUCCUAAGUGUCUCAUGUGGCACCUCCCAUAUAGCCUAAACCAAAGCCGAAUCAAACGAAAAGUGCUAAUAUUGAUCAGAUAAAAGGAUUAAGAAUCUAUCUAUCUUAAGAGAUUACCAACGAAUUCCCUGAUUUAGAUCCUGUUUCAUAUCAAAGACAUGAGAUUGCUGACGGAGAGUAUUAUGGACGAUUCCAAAAUUCCAAUAGGGAAGGAGAUGGAGUUUUAGCUCUCAAAAAGAAACCGAUAUAAAAAGGUCAGAAUGAUCAAGACCAACUCUACAAAUUCUUUGGAACGUAUCGAAAUGGAUAAGCGGCUGGCAACGGAUAUGCCUUUUUCCAUUAUGAUUACUCCCUUUGGGGGGAAGUCUAAAAAAAUGAAUUUAAAGGAAAGGCAAUUCUGAAAACCAAAGAUAAUUAAACCUAUUAGGGGAUUUGGGAUGAGAGAAAACUAAAAUAUGGCAUUAUCUAAACAUAACUUUAUAAAUAUGUGGGAUAAUUUAAGGAUGGCCUAAGAGAGGGACUCGGAGAAUGUCAUUACUCUGAUGGAACCAUUAUCAAAGGCAAUUGGAAAUAGGACAAUUUAGAUCAACUAUGUCAUAUCUAAUUCCCUGAUAAUACUUUUUUUAGUGGCCACUUUUUUGAAGGAAUGAAACAUGGUUUUGGAUUAUUGUAAUAAUAAAAUUAAACAUACUUUGGUGAGUUUGAUUGUAAUGUUAAACAUGGUUUUGGAUUAUUAAUUUAACCUGAAGAUAUACAAAUGAAUCAAUCUUAGCAUAAACAAAAACACACUGAAGCACUCUACUUUUAAGGUGUACAAAAAGGCAUCUAUUGUGUUUACACAGAAAAAGAAAAUAAAUAAUGGUUCUAAAUUAAAGAUAAUAAUGAAAUAGAAAAAUUAGAACAUGUUACCGAGAAAAGAGGUUUAGCUGAACUUUUAAGUCCAAUUCCAGAACAUAAUUAACCUCCAGUAAAAAGUUUAGAGGCUUAAAAGGCUGAUUUAGAAAAAGCCAUUAAAGAAAUGAUGGGGAAAGUAAAUGAAAUCUAAAAUAAUUCCAAUCAAUUCAUGUCAUUAGAAAAGUAAAUGGAUUCUUAAACUAUUAAAUUGGGCCAACUUGCAACAUACCAAGAUUGGAUUGACUAGAAUAAAUAAUGA
This is a messenger RNA of Paramecium tetraurelia, 1257 nucleotides long. RefSeq lists its product as uncharacterized. The record is from RefSeq and is a predicted model, not a curated record. Lineage: Eukaryota; Ciliophora; Oligohymenophorea; Peniculida; Parameciidae. The transcript has 7 exons.